AACGAAGGGUAAAGGUCGGUAUCUCUCGCGUUUGGUACGCUACCUCUCACUCUCACCACAAGAGCAAACCCUAGGUUUUCCGAUCUCUCUCCCCAAUUCACAGAGACACACCCAUGCCGCCCCAGACACCAGGAUCCGGCCGGAUCCGUCCCGAUCACGAACCGAUGCGGCCUACUAAACAACCACGGCUUGCAGAGGUAGAAGAAUCGGAGGCGGCAGAGGCACAAGGACCGAAGGCGGCUGAGGCACAAGGACAAAAGGCGGCUGAGGCACAAGGACCAGAAGCGGUUGGGGAACAAGGACCAGAGGCGGACGAUCCUGACGAAAAAGAUUGGCCGGAUUCUGAUAGUUCCGAAUCAGAGAAGUAUGGUACCUGUAUAAUUUGUUGGAAGGAUGACCACACUGUUGCAACCUGCCCCUUGACUUAUUUUGUCCCAUCCGGGGAGCUUGUCAGCCCUUAUGCUGAAAUAGUCUGUUGGUGUUGUCAGGAGGACCCAGAAGUAGCCCACCCUGGUGAAAUAGUCGCACGGAGAGCUAUGGUCAAGCCUGGUGUAUAACUUGUACAAGAGGAAACUGCUGGCACCGACACCUCCCCCUCCCCCUUCUCCACCGCCUCUCAGGGAAAGGGAUGGAUCCCUUCCAUCAAAUCUUCCCAAUCACCUAAUCCGAGUCCUUGAGAUUUGAUCAAUCGGCUAAAGUUAUUAUAACCUUUAAAAGGCGUCUUGUUGGUAGCCGUUGGAUCAAAUUUUAAAGGCUCGGAUUGAUCGGGUGAAUUUGGUGGAAGAGAUCCAGAGAUGAUCCUUUUCCAGAAAGGAGCGCGUGCACACACACACAUAUAUAUAGCUAUGCAUAACUUUGUGGGUUGAGCUAACCUUUGGCGGCCUUUGUUUGUUCGUACUGUGCGUUAUAUAUAUGCAUGCGCAUAACUUUGUGGGUUGUGCUAGCAUUUGUGUGGGAACAAUUUCAUUUUCAUUUUUGUUUUUUAUUAAGAAGUGAUUAGGUUUUUAAAUUUUUAAAAAGAGUAUGAGACGAUGAUGGGGUCUCUUAAUAAUGGUGUAUUUUUCUUAAUAUUGCAUAAUUAUCAUUUUGCCUUCUUUAUGUAAA
Malus domestica (apple) is the source of this 1104-nucleotide messenger RNA. RefSeq lists its product as uncharacterized. Lineage: Eukaryota; Viridiplantae; Streptophyta; Magnoliopsida; Rosales; Rosaceae. The record is from RefSeq and is a predicted model, not a curated record.